AUGGCAUCGACGGCAGGCGGCACAGCACAGAGUUUUCAGACAAGGCCGGCCGUGGGCAACCCCGCUCGUCGUGUGGUGUGCGAGUGCGCCAUGGAGAAUGGCUGGGCCGUCGUGGGUGUAUGGAGGACUAGAGAGCGGGCUUGCGUUAGUGACCCGGGGUGGGCGACAAUUUGCCCCAGCAUAAGAAGUAGCUCAGGCACUCGAACAGGCGACCAGGGCCCUUGUCACCGGCCGCGCGACGACAGUUGGAGGAACGUAAUCCAGUCUGGCGGAGGACAAGGCCAUGGAUGGAUGGAUGGAUGCGUUCGCACGUCGCCGAAGCGUGCUAGUGCAUGGGAUGCAUCGCAGUGUGUCGGCAGGUACCGGGCUCCUGCCCCAAGGCCGGGUGCGGGCAAAGGCAGCAAGAGAACGAGUGCGAGAGCGGGUGGGGGUCUAUCCAUGUCGCUGACCAGAGGCUCGCGUGUUUUGGGAGAAAGCGGGAGUUGGAUGCGAUGGGGCGUCGUGGGUGCAGGAGACCUUCGUCCCCAGCUCAGCUCACGCGACCAUGUGACUUGCCUAACUGCCUCGUCCUCUAUCCGCCUCGGCAUCGCCCCAUGGCUGGCCUGGGCUGCCGUCAUCGUGCAGCAAGUCACGUGUCGACGGGAACAUGCUCCGCGUGCACCCAAACACUGGGACAUGGGGAAGAGUCAUGUGACAUCUGUGUAG
Messenger RNA from Bipolaris zeicola 26-R-13, 705 nucleotides. RefSeq lists its product as uncharacterized. The record is from RefSeq and is a predicted model, not a curated record. The coding region runs from base 1 to 705 and encodes 234 amino acids. The transcript has 3 exons. NCBI's taxonomy places the organism in Eukaryota, Fungi, Ascomycota, Dothideomycetes, Pleosporales, Pleosporaceae.